This is a messenger RNA of Neoarthrinium moseri, 1167 nucleotides long. RefSeq lists its product as uncharacterized. The record is from RefSeq and is a predicted model, not a curated record. NCBI's taxonomy places the organism in Eukaryota, Fungi, Ascomycota, Sordariomycetes, Amphisphaeriales, Apiosporaceae. Gene Ontology annotation, cellular component: extracellular region. Bases 1 to 1167 code for a protein of 388 amino acids. Gene Ontology annotation, biological process: carbohydrate metabolic process. The transcript is spliced from 6 exons. Gene Ontology annotation, molecular function: cellulose binding.
AUGAUAGUCACUCGCCUCAUCUCGUUGACCAACUUCGUUGUUGCCUCGUCAGCGUUAGGAUUCCAGGUCUUUGUGCUAUACCCGUGGCACAAGCAGCUAGAUGAGUCUUUCGAGAGCCUCAAGAAAGAGCACCUACCAGAGCUUAAUGGAGGCCUCGCAAGGAUCUUCAAGGAUGCGCAGUCGGCGCCGCGCUGUUUUGGGGAUUGGAAGCGCAUCUCCGACUGGUUUCCGAACUAUCGGUGGGACGUCGGACCGGACAUGUGGGUUUGGCGGAGGGUAACCGCCGAGCACAUCUUCGGAACGGUGGCACAUUGGUGGAAUCCACCGCAACCGGAAGCCGACGCCUCAUCAAGUCGCGAACGACCUCGGAUGGAUCAGUCAGAAUCCCGUUCGACGGCCCCAGCGCUGAAUUUCUCUAUUUUGGGCUUAGACUCGCCGGCCUUGUUCCUGCCUUUCCUGGCAACCGGCGCAUAUGCUCAACAGUCAGCAUACGGCCAAUGUGGUGGAACUGGCUGGACCGGUGCCACUUCCUGCGUGAACGGUUACGCUUGUGCGAGUCUAAACGCAUAUUACUACCAAUGUCUCCCUGGCACAGCAGUCUCGAGCACAGUGAAACAGACCUCGACAACUAUCUCGAGUGGAGCUAGCACCACAGCUACAGGUCAGACUACGAGCGCUUCAGCAUCCGCAACCACGCCACCGAAGACGCUUGUUUCAGGUCACUACUGGAUCAGGGCAGUGGAGUCGCCAAACUUCCACUCCUAUUUGCAAGCUGCCCCAACGGCAACCCCAUCCCCGGGACCGGGGGAUGCGUACCUGCGUUCGGCCACAAAUGCGGGCCAGUUCAACAUCGUUGAUGGACAGCUGGUCUACUACACUGGAAGUUCCACCCUAUACAUGGGUGUAGAGAACCCGGCGAACAAGACUCAAAGAACAUUGGAGACCCGGUUCGACACAACGCAGAACGAUUAUGGCACAUUUGCUUUCCAGGGCGACACAGUGACCUGGACUGUCGCGGACAUCAGUAGGCCCAACACGGCUGCUUGGUUGGUCUGUGGAGACGAGGGAAAGCUCUACAUCAACACUGGUGCUUAUGCCUAUAACACACCCGCAGGCUGCGCGGAUGAAACUAUUCAUUCGUAUGGAGGUUCCACUGCAGACAUCUAG